AUGUGUCGGGCCAAAGAUUUUGUCGAAGGUGUUGUGAGAACUGCUGGUGACGAGUUUAAAGCAAAGAUGACAACUUUCAAUGGUGUUAUCGAGAUCCUUGACUUCAACGAAAGUGUACUCUUGGGGAAGAGGAAUGUUCGGUCGGCUGGGCUCCGGUUCGGAGGAAAACCGGCAUUUUCCUGCUCGAGUCAGGGUUCUGAUGAUGAAAGGGAAGAUACUCUCAAGAUUAUAGGGAUUGCUGCUGGGGCUUACCACAGUCUUGCUCUUACAGAUGAUGGAAAGGUUUGGGGCUGGGGUUACAACAUCUUACUCCUUCACUACGAUGUGGAUGGCCAAAUUGAUGGUACUGGGAAAAAUUGUUUGGCUCCUGAGUUAUUAAACGGUUUCUCCGCAUCGGAAUCUCCCGACUCUUCAACUCAAGAUGAUGAUAGCAAGAGCGGCAAACCACUCAAGAUUUCCUCUGUAGAAGCUGGAGGAAUGAUGUCACUCGCGAUCGACGAGCUCGGGUCCCUUUGGAUAUGGGGUAACUGCCCCAACCCUUCCCAAGCCCACGAAUCCCCCGAGAUCACAUUUUCGCUUGUCAGCACCGGAUCACCGCUCCCUGUCUCCAACUUCCACGGCCACACGGUCGUCAAGGUUGCAUGUGGAAACGAACAUGUGAUCGCAUUAGUCACAGCUGGAGAAACCUACAUGGGCAGCAGGGACCUUAUCUGCUACUCGUGGGGCUGCAACACCCAUGGCCAGCUAGGAUUGGGGGACAAGGUAAGCCGGUCGAGCCCCAAAAUUAUUGAGAAAUUCAACUUGGACUCUCCCUGGGAGGUCUAUGACAUGGCAUGCGGUGCGGCCCACACGGCUGUUUUAGCAAAGAGAAAAUCACCGAACGAGAUUGUGGAAAGCUUCUGCUGGACGUUUGGGUUGGGCGACAACGGACAGCUAGGGCAUGGGACCACACAGGGCUCAGAUUCGCCCGAGAUCGUCAAGGGUUUGCCCUCGGGGGUAUUUUUGGUAUCGGUCGGGUGCGGUUUGUUCCACACAAGCGUUGUCUCGUCUAGUGGGGAAGUGUGGUCAUGGGGCAUGGAGAAGGGGUUGGGGCUGUGCCCGGACGCCACCUUCACAGGAACGGAUGCUGGCGAUGCCCUUCUCCCUCUGCUCCUUCCCUCCAGAUUUUGGGAACCCUCGCGGGUUGCGUGCGGCGGGGCCCACACAGUCCUUGUGACAGAUAUGGGCUACAGAAUCUGGUCUUGGGGCCGAGGAUUGAGUGGAGCCCUCGGGAGCGGAAGGACGGAUGACUCGUACUCGCCCGCCCCAGUGUUGUGGCCGCCAAUCAGCGAUGAUGAUAUUGGCAAUGGGCAAAAUGCGAAUAAGGGUCCGGAGGGGGGUGUGGAGAUUGAGAGGGCAAAGAUUCUCGAGUCGAGACUCUCGGCGGUGGAGAGAUACGCGUGUGUUCUUCAUGGCUUGAUUUUUGGGAGGCCGCUGGAGGUUGAUGAGAUCCCUAUCUCGGUUCUCGAGUCGGGCGCGUUUGAUAUCGCAAAGGAGUGGGAGAGAAUGGUAGAUUCUUUGGACCAAAGGGGACUCGUUCGUUUGGAGAUGUUUUAUAGGGACAUGCGUGCAAGCGUGAAGGAUAAGCUGUUGAAGAGGAGGGUGCUGGAGAUGACCUGUGAACUUGACGUGCCCGGGUUAUCCGAUGGACCCCCGGUUUUCGAUGAGGAACCGGAGGAGGUUGUGGCCAACCUUGCCGGUGACGUCGAGAUGGCUCUUGUUCCUCGGCGUUUAUGUUUGACGCACCGGGCUUCGACUUUGGAUUAUGGUUUGUUUGUGACAGACAGUCUAGUUGAUCUUUAUUACAAGUGUGGGAACAUUGACUCUACUGUUAUGGCAUUCAGGGUAAGUCCUUACAGAAACAUAGUAUAUUGGAUUUCUCUGCUAUCUGGAUUUGUUCAUAAUGGGAAGCAUGCAGAAGCAUUGGCAUUGUUUUCUUUCAUUGUUGAUACUGUUGAUGAGGUCACUUUAGCGAACCUGCUUGCCACGUGCAAGGUCUCGGGAAAUCUACAUCAACGUAAAUCGAUUCACGCUAGAGUAAUUCAUGGAUAUUCACAGUCGAAUAAUUUGGUCGUGAAUUCAUUGUUUGAUGCAUACUUCACGUGUCAUGCGGAAACUACACUUGCUUUUGUGGAAGAGAACAAUUUCUCUAAUCUGGCAAAAACUUUACCCGGGGAUAUUGGUCAAUGGCAGCCUGGUGGGAGCUUGAAGAUUGUUGAUCGCAACAAGAAUAGUUUUCAACACUCACAAGUAGAAUAUGUUGCAGUGGAUAAUUUCGAGGAUGUCUAUGGUCUGGUUUCUGAUAUUGUCUCGAUAUGGGUUUAUGGGAACAGUUUUGAGGUCUUUCUUGUUGUUAUUAAUCCACCCAAACAUGCAAUGGAGCAACGGGCAGCACAAACUUUUUUUGUUGCUAAUAUUAAUCCCAACACGCAAGAAGUGGAACAAUGGGCAACACAAAUUAGUGUGACUGGGGACUUCAAUGCCCUCUGUGAAAUUGCCAAUGUGAGGAAAUAUUUUAUUGAGCUCACAAGGAUUGCAAAAGACAAGAAGUUGAAAGAAUUUAUGCUUGAUGAUAUGCAAAUUGUCGUCAAUGCUUGA
Striga hermonthica is the source of this 2637-nucleotide messenger RNA. The record is from the annotation of a GenBank genome assembly. NCBI's taxonomy places the organism in Eukaryota, Viridiplantae, Streptophyta, Magnoliopsida, Lamiales, Orobanchaceae.